GAAGAGUUCAUUUACAGUUCUGCCUGACCUACUGCAUGUUCAGUCCUCCACGUUAUUUCAGAAAGACUUGGAUUACUGGAUUAUUGUGACAGUCGUCGUCAGUUUUUAAAAUCGACCUACAAACUUCCAGUGAAUUUUAUUUUCAUUAUAAGCUGUUAUUAUAGUGCGUGCGUUUGUGUUUAUAACAGGAGGGCUGGUGUUCGCAGGUCUACUGACUGUCUGUUAGCGCGUGAAGUUCUCACUUGAGGUAAAUUGGGGUUAUGAGAGGGUCACCUCAUGCUGAGACCCCCCCGAGUCAUGUCUUUGUGCGCGGAAUGUCCUGCAGAAGCGUCUUCACCCACAGACGGAACUCCAGUGUCGAGCAGCGCCUCGGGUUCAGUCUCGCGCUGCCAGAUUCCUCACUGUGCACGAGACAAUGCGCACGCGCCAACACAAGACAAACCUAUACUUGCUCCACCGAUGUUCAUCUUCCAAAAAAUGACUGGCCCAGUAAAGAGAACACUUGAGCAUGAUGGAAGUGCAGCUGUUGUAAAUAAACGAAUCAGAUCGAUCACCUAUCCUUCUUUGCUCAGUCGCACCAAAAAAGCAGGCUCACUUGAAGGUGGUAGACGAAUGCGUUCAAGCUCUUUCUCAUCCCCACUACCUCUAAAUGCAUCUCCACUGGGCAAGGUGAAGAGUAUGCAGUUAAAGCCAGCUUCAUUUGUAGAACCUAAACAACAUUGCCAUGAUCUGCCUCAUUUCAAAAAGGUUGGCCUUGAUGCAGAUGGAGAUUUUUCAAAAAGUAAAAUCAGCCAUUCAUCAUCAGCUGAUGCUUUGCAGCAAAGGAUUUUACCACAGAACAGCAGAAGCCUCUUCCAGAUGAAUACGGGCAUCACUGGAGUCCAGUUUGUGUUUGGGGAGAACAUGAGUGAGAGAGUGGUGAGGCCGUGUAGUGAUGACAUGUCUGAUUCAGACGGCAGUUCUACCGACUCAGAUUCCCCCAGUACAGAAGCCACUACCAAAAUGACUGUACGGCACACACUGUGGGAGUCCGCGGCAGCAUACACAGCCUCCUCCCGACACCGCUGUUUACUCAAACAAGUCCAGGUCAUCACUGGAGAGGAGAAUGAGAGCAAUGUGGUCCAGUUGAUGUGCAAGCUGUUCAUACUGGAAAGAGGAACCCAGUCGUGGACUGAGAGGGGAAGAGGAGUCCUACGAUUGAAUGACUUGCAAACCAAAUACAAAGGAUGUCUUCAGUCAAGAAUGGUAAUGAGGCACCAGGGCAGUCUGAAACUGAUCCUUAAUACCAAGCUCUACCCACACACACACUUGCAGCGCCCGACAAGGAGGAACCUACAGGUGACGGCGACCGAUUUGGAGAGCCACAGUGUCCGAGUGUUUUUGAUCCAGGCCAGUGCUCGUGACAUUGCCCGGUUAUAUGUGGCCAUCCACCACAGACUGGUAGCUCUGCGCCAUAUUAAUGCUGCAUUCAGCGAACAAGAGGGACAUUACAGCAGUGAUGAGGAUGAUGAAUAUGAAAAAGAGAAGGCUCUUGAGAAAAGGGUUUUAAGCGCAAACACAAGAUCAGGUGAUUGUAAUCGGAGGAACACUUAUCCAAGACUUUGUACUUGAACAUUCGCUAACCUAAUGUCUGAAGACGCUUCCCACUGUACGUCUGCUCAGUGGCAUUCGGUAAACAGCAAGACCAUCUGUGUUCAUACACAAAACUGAAGACCACAGGGAAACAACAAGGAAAAUAUGAAGACAGACUCUUUCCUUUUCCAGCAUCACUGUGCCCCGUGGACAAAGCCAAGGUCCAAUAAGAGAACACAUUUGGUGUGCGGAGAGCCCUGACCUCAACCUCUUUAGACAACUUUGGGGUGAACUGGAACACAAAUAGCCAGCCAAGCUUCUUGGCCAGCAUCAGUGACUGAUCUCACAUAAGCUCUUGUGACUAAAUAAGCCAAAUAUUUAUAGGCACAUGAAUUGAAAGCUGUUACAAGCACAAAUGGGUGUGGGGUACAAUGUCAUGUGAUUUUAAUGUUUAAUAAUAAAUACCAUGUUGGGUUUACUAGAGUCCAACUCCAGCACACCUAAUUUCACUCAUCAUUAUGACCGGGUUUAGUGGGUGGGUUAAAACAUGUAAAUCAACAGUGCUGAGAGUAUUUCUUACACACUGGAGAAAUCCAUGUAAAUGUGUAAAUUGUUUUGUUUUUAUCCUAAAGCUAAUUGAUAUGAUUGUUGACCACAGGGUGGCACUAUAGACCAUUGAAGAAGUCCCUAAAAUUGUGAAUCGUGAAUACACAGUAGUGUAAAACAACAUUCUUCAACCCAGGACCACUUUUCAAUUGCUUUAUAUGAGAAUAAUACAAGAAUGUCAAUUGGAAGUUUCCGUUUGUCUCAGCCUGUCUUCGAUAACACCAGCCCUGUCUGUUACAGUGCCGUAAAAAUUAAACUGCAGUGAAAAUUCUGCAUUGUUUGGCAUUUUUAGCUCAGCUGUCCUGCACAGGGGCUUUUCUAUGUUUUUGUCCCAUUAGAAAAUACCAUCAUGUUAGGAAACUGCUAACUGGAAUCAGUGUUUUUUGUCUUGUAGUUCAAAACAGAAGUUUUAACAUUAGAAUAAUUUAAUCUAAUGUCAUGUUUCUGUACAUUUCGUUAUAUUUAUAGAAGUUUGUAUGUGCAAAUAUAAGCACUACAACAG
Molecule: messenger RNA, 2680 nt
Organism: Trichomycterus rosablanca
Lineage: Eukaryota; Metazoa; Chordata; Actinopteri; Siluriformes; Trichomycteridae
Product: ran-binding protein 3-like
Exons: 13
Coding region: 277-1611 (444 amino acids)
Biological process (GO): protein export from nucleus
Cellular component (GO): cytoplasm; nuclear pore
Molecular function (GO): GTPase activator activity
Source: RefSeq, a predicted model, not a curated record